Phytophthora infestans T30-4 is the source of this 2601-nucleotide messenger RNA. RefSeq lists its product as uncharacterized. The transcript has a single exon. The coding region runs from base 1 to 2601 and encodes 866 amino acids. The record is from RefSeq and is a predicted model, not a curated record. NCBI's taxonomy places the organism in Eukaryota, Oomycota, Peronosporomycetes, Peronosporales, Peronosporaceae.
AUGAAGUUAACAUUUGUUGUUUUGUGUGCUAUUGGAUACGCAGAAAGUUGCGACUUGCAUCACAUUGCAAACAAAGCACAUGCGAACACUAUUCGACCAUUUCCUGAAGUUCUGAUGAUUGACGCAACGCACGGGACGAACCGGUCUAAGUAUAAAGUUUUUUCAUUCAUGGCACACGAUACGUUCGGCAAGGGCCAGUUUGUGCAGCACGCGCUGCUUCAAAAUGAGCGCUAUGAAACCCUGUUGACAGCGACAGAGGAAUUCAAAGCGAACAAUCCUGCGUGGUCAAGACUUCAAUGUGUGCUGGUGGAUAAGGAUUUCACAGAACUGUCCGUACUUGAAAAGGCAUUUCCUGGGGUGACAGUCUUACUUUGCCAAUUUCACGUGCUGAAGUACCUACGGGAAGAGAUUGCUUCAGCUGACUAUGGCUUUUCGAGGUCUCAGAAAGAGCAACUUGGCGGUGUUGUGAGCUUACUUGUCUACGCAAAAACGGAAGCAGAGUACGACAAACGCCUCCAGUACAUGGUGCAUCUUGCGUCGAUUGGUUAUGCCGGUCCAGUUGCGAAUGAUCGAUCUGGUAUCGUAGUCGGUGUGGAGUCGGGCUCAGUCGGUGUGGAGUCGGGCUCAGUCGGUGUAGAAGUCACAGAUCAUGAACUGGAAGAUAUUUCUUCUCGCAUUGAUAAACAUCCUUUUGUGAAGUACUUUCGAAAGAAUUGGGACAGCUGUCGUGAGCUCUGGUGUGCACAUAGGCGCCAGAAUACCGUCACACUCGGCAAUAAUACCAACAAUCGCCUAGAAGCCUCUUGGAAGCAUCUUAAAGAGUGGGUGGAUUCGUUUAUGGGGGUGUAUGAGUGCAUCGCUUCGACCAUGUACUAUCAAACGUUACAAGAGCGAUUGUUCAUUGCAGAAGUAUACAAGAAUGUGACCGUCCAGCAUCCUGAUUACGACAGCGAGAUGACACUGGUGGCGAAUAUUGUCAGUGAGCAUGCUUGUGAACUUAUAUUCGGGCAGUAUUCGUAUGCUAUUGGAUCUGCGUCGUACACGUUUUAUGAGGGGUGCCCAGACGUGUAUUUUAUCAAGAGUAUAUCUACAGCUGAUGACGCGCUGGACGAGAUGAACGCCGAGUAUUCAGUUACUAAGCGCGAAUGGAAGUACUCCUGUCUAUUCAUGUGCACGAGAUUGCUACCCUGUCGACACGUUUUCUACCUCCGAAAGGCUCUUGGUCAGGCGACAGUCAUCCCCACACUACUGUUAAACAGGCGGUGGCUGUUGUCUACUGUGCGUGCGGCGAUUGAAAAUUCAAGUGUCGUCUCUGACACAGCGGAGCCAAAGUCUUUUGAGGUAAAAAAUGUGAUAUCCUCACAGGCGAGACCGUGGGACUCGAGCCGCAAAUAUCGUGAAGCACUGCAAUUUGCAUCCCAAAUUUGUGACACCAUGGCGGGACUCGGCAUGACGCAGUAUAAAGAAGCGAUGCAGUAUCUUCAAAGUGUGACUGGGCGGUUCAAGAGAGGCAAAUUCGAGGAUCCCGGUGUGCCAAUUUUACCACCAGCUGAAUCUGAGCGUCACGGUUCGACUAGCAGCUCGCGCGAUGAUGCGCUGUCGCCGCCACUACUUACUGGUCACGAUCCGACUGCACGGCCGACUCACCACGUGUCGACAGAACUGCUUACUCGUCAUGCGGAUACAGUAAAUGUGAGUCAUGUAUCCCCAACUGUCUCUGAGUCUGACCAUGCCACAAGCUGCAACUCCGUCGAAACAACACAGGUUGCAGAUUUAUCGGUCCAGUCGGUCUCGAUCGGAGGCCAAUCGGGCUCAAUCGGGGGCAUAUCAGGUCCAGUCGAGGAAGAAUCGGGUCCAGUCGGGGAAGAAUUGGAUACAGUCGGGAAAGAAUUGGAUACAGUCGGGGACGUUGAAUUAAGCACACUACCACCAGCAGCGGAGGACACGCCAUUUGUGAUAGCGAGUCCUCCAAGAUCGCGAGGACGACCAAGACAGACAGCCAGAUCAAAGAAGGCAGCUCGUAAAAAAACUGUCAUUGUAGCUCAAGAAGACUCAGAGCUGUACGCUUCGAAUUUAAGCUUGGCGUCCGUGGAUGCAGCGCUGUCUUCGGAUGCAACAUACAUAUCGUCAGCUGCAGCUGUGAACAAGUUCAAAAUGGUGGAGUAUGGCUUCAAGUUCAAGACACCUACAGCACGAACAAUAUCGAGCUUGCCACCCACAAUCGCUUUGAUACCAGCAGAGUCGAUCACGCGGAUAUUGCGCCCUGAACAAAUUGCCAUUUGCAGGAAAAAGGUUUCGGCUCUGCAGUCGAAGCACAAAGGCCUAGCAGAAAGUGCCGUGGCGCUGGAUAUUUCAGGCUUUGGUGCGUACUCAACGAGUACAAUUGGGAUCAUGAAUAGGUGGCACAUGGCAAUAAAGGUGGUAAAACAGGUCGAGAAGGCUGUGAAGUGGGUCGAAAUCAUUGACUUCACACUCCCAAUGCCUGCUGCGUUUCAAGUGGUGCUACAGACGGAUAUGCUGUCAAAGAUGCAGUCAAUCCCGCUUUUGUCUGCAAAGGUACGUCGACGAAAUCAUGCCAUCACUACAACACUUUCUAACUAA